ACCAAAUGACAUAAUUCAAAAAUAACCUCAUCACUUUAUGAUCCAAUUAAGUGUAAUAUGCAGUUAACUGUUACGAUCCUUAUCAUAACCUCCAGGUUAUGAAACACAGUGAUUCAAACAGCAUGUAAGAAGUACCUGUUACAACCAUUGUAUCACUCUGUUUAAUACCCAUCAGAUAUUUGCUUUAGCCUGACGAAUCUUAAAACAAGGGCAAGCAACCAUUACAUUGACCCAGUUUUAACCACAAUACUCACCCACGUAAUAUUGCCACGAUGUCAGGAACUUCUUGGAAUCUUCUCUAAUAAAACUUUUAUUGCUUAUACCUCGGACAAGAUUGUUUCAUUGUUUCAGAAGAACCACCAUGAUUUAGCCUCGAGCUCUCAGUUAACAUCUUUCUGUUAUAUUACUUGCUCGGAUGGGGGUAUCAAAUAAAAAAUGUUCUAUAUUACUUUUACGUUAAACAAUGCUCUUACAUCAAAGGAACGCUAAAGAAUGAACUUUCAUACAAAACAUCUCAAUAAAAAUUCUAUGUCCACACAAUAGUCUAUUAUUUUCAAACAACACAAAGUAUAUGCACAUGUAUACAGCCUCUGUUCAUAUUUGAAGAGUACUUAAGAGUUCAGAACCUGAAAUAGUAGACGUUACGAAUGUGAUUAGACUCUGGCCUAUUCCAACAGCUCUCAGCAAACAUUUCAUCAUAGAAAUAUGAAUAAGACAAGAGAGGCUGUAGUCAAGAAAAGCCCCCGUUGACGAAACUGACAUUGAUCUAGUCAGCUGGAUCCCUGAAAGGGAAAACGAAGGACGCGAAAGGAGUAGGAGAUAAUUCGGGUUGACAUUGGACGAUGGUGUGAUGUUUAACCUCUCCCCUUGUACACACACAUCAUCAUUUCGCUACCUGGUAUCUGUACAGAUACGACAGAUCGAUAGAAGAAAUAUAACCGAUGCAGAGCGUAGUCGUCUGAAAUCAAUUGAUGAAGUAUCUUAUAUUGAUUUCAAUUCACCACCCUCGAUUCCCUCGAAACGACCGAACGUCUGCGAUGAUUGUGUUUGUGGAGUCGGGAGAAAAACAAGAAUUGUCGGUGGAAAUGUAACAAGUAUUUCCGAGUAUCCUUGGAUUGUUAGCUUCACUAAACAAGGUACAUUUUAUUGUGCUGGAAGUCUAAUAACUCGGAAGCAUGUACUCACAGCAGCUCACUGUUUGGAGGGGUUUGAUACCAGAAGCAUCAAGCUAAUAUUGGCUGACAGCGAUCGUCCAAAUAUCAACAAAAAUUCCAUAGUUCGUCGUAUUAAGUCAGUCGUUCUUCACGAAAAUUUCCAUCCGUAUUCAUACAACAAUGACAUUGCUAUUGUUGAAAUGGAUCGAUCAGUGGAUUUGACUGGUCUCGUUCGAACUGCAUGCUUACCCGAAGACAAAGCCAUCGAUUAUACCGGUGCAACAGCCACAGUAAUUGGUUGGGGACGAACCGGAGAAAAUCAACCUGUAAGUGACGAACUUCGAAAGGUAAAUCUACCAAUUUUGUCGCAGGAAGAGUGUGAUCAAGCAGGAUACCAAAAGAAUCGUAUUACGGAGAACAUGUUCUGUGCUGGUUACCUAGAAGGAGAACGUGACGCUUGCUUUGGUGACAGUGGUGGUCCUCUUCACGUAAAGGGCACGUACGGUCAUCUUGAAGUAAUAGGUAUAAUUUCCUGGGGUCGUGGCUGUGCAAGACCAAAUUUCCCCGGAAUAUACACAAAACUAACCAAUUACCUCGGAUGGAUGAAAGACCUCCUCGGAAAAGAAUGCGUAUGUCCACCACCUCGUCGCCAAUAAAUUAUUCCACAGAAAGCAGUAUAAACAUCGUAAUAACUGGAAUUCCCCACAUAAGGAAAUACCCACAUACCAUAUCAAGAAUCAUGAAAUUCCCCAGAGACAAGAGUCACUUUUUUUUCUGGGCCCAAAUGUCUCCCACCCCUGAGUAUUAAGUACUAGUAUAAUCAGUAUUAAGUCCCUUAUACGAUCUCAAGAAUUUGUAUAUUUAUUUUAUCAUUCGACUUAUUGUUUGCAGUCUGUAAGUUGUAUAUAAUGUACUUAUGCAACGUUGUCGAGAUGUUGCUAAUCGUUAAUUUAUUGUGAACAUUGAAUCAUUGCAUGCAGUUUAAUCUAGUCCGAUAUAAAUAGAUGUUUAUGUUGUCAUAUUUGAUAGAGUGAAUAAAGA
Megachile rotundata (alfalfa leafcutting bee) is the source of this 2195-nucleotide messenger RNA. Its product is annotated as trypsin 3A1-like. Gene Ontology annotation, molecular function: serine-type endopeptidase activity. Lineage: Eukaryota; Metazoa; Arthropoda; Insecta; Hymenoptera; Megachilidae. The record is from RefSeq and is a predicted model, not a curated record. Gene Ontology annotation, biological process: proteolysis.